Messenger RNA from Microthlaspi erraticum, 930 nucleotides. NCBI's taxonomy places the organism in Eukaryota, Viridiplantae, Streptophyta, Magnoliopsida, Brassicales, Brassicaceae. The record is from the annotation of a GenBank genome assembly.
AUGGACACAGUGGAAAUGAAAGUGAACAGAUGCAGAAGUGCAAUUAUCAAAUGGAAUAAAGAAAAGCAUCUAAAUAGCAGGAAGCUAAUUGAAGACUUACGUAACAACUUGGAAGAGGCUAUGGUAAGUCCUCUAGCAAACCAAGCAGUGAUAGCAGGGAUCAACAACGAACUCCAACUGGCCUACACAGAGGAAGAAAGCUUCUGGAAACAAAGGAGCAGACAACUUUGGUUAGCACUUAUAACGCCCGGACUGCCCCUCCCGGUAGCCAAAUCAAUUCUCUUAAGCCUCUCUUCAUUUAUCACAAACCGGGAUGUUACAGCACUUGGGGAUAAAAAUACAGAAUAUUUCCACGCAGCGGCAAAGGGGAGACAGGCAAUCAACAAAUUCUCAGUUAUUGUGGAUGAGACAAAUAAUGCAGUGCAUGAAGAAGAGAAAAUAGUUGGCGUUAUAACGAAGUUCUAUCAGGAACUGUUUACCUCUCAAGGAGGAGAGAGCCAAGAGGCAAUCAGGGAAGCCCUAGAACCUUGCAUCACAGAGGAGAUAAAUGAGAAGCUGAUUGCAACACCGACAUGGGAGGAAGUAAGAGCGGCUUGCUUCUCAAUACACCCAGGGAAAGCCCCAGGUCCUGAUGGUUUCUCCGCCUGCUUCUUCCAAUCAAACUGGAGCACAGUAAAAGAGAAGGUCACGACAGAGAUCCAAGCUUUCUUCACAUCGGGAACCCUGCCACCGAACAUAAACACCACACAUGUGAGGCUCAUCCCAAAGAUAACAAGCCCAAAGAAGGUGGCGGACUAUAGACCGAUUGCUUUAUGUAAUGUCUACUUCAAGAUCAUCUCAAAGAUACUUACAUUGAGAUUGCAGCCGGUGCUAAACGAGAUAGUAACGGAGAAUCAGUCAGCUUGUUCCGCAGAGAGCCAUUUCCGAUAA